GACAAACAAAGUCGUUACGAAAUUCUUGUAAAACGGGGCGCAACACUAAUAUUUGUUUGAAUACGGACACUUCCGUGGACGAUAUCAGCUAUUACUGACAGACAAGAUAUAAGCAAACAAAAAUUACAAAACAUGGAAACACAAACACAACCAGAAUCAGUCACAUUCAAGGUCCCUGAGGAUCCAGCAUCAAUUGAGAAAGAACAAGAAGCCAAGCUGAAGGCAAAAUAUGGACCAUUGGUAAAGAAACCUGGUGGUGGGUCUGCACUGCUCCAAAAGCGGUUGAACAAAGGGCCAAAGUAUUUUGACUCCGGUGACUACAACAUGGCAAAAGCAAAGAUGAAUAACCCGAAAAAGCCGCUCCCUGCACGAGAAAAGCUCAUGUUACAAGAAUCAUUGGGCGCUGCCAUCCCUACCCCUGGAGAGGUAGAACACAUGAGACGACCUUCACAAAUAGCCAGCAAGCUUUUGAUCCAUGAUGUCGAAGGAGAGGGAGACGGACAGAUUGACGGAUAGAUGCUAUUCUGCAGUUACAGUGCAUACACAUUACCGCAGAUAUUCCUAACACGCAUUCAUAGAAACUUACUGUAUGUAGUGUCAUGAAGCGUAUUCUGUAAACAAAAACGAAGAUGUUUAAAUGGAACUUAAACUCCUUGGUGAAUUUUGUUUUUUGGCUUGCAAAGAAUUCGUUUGGAUUGGAAAAAUAGAAAUUCUGGAAGUGCAAUGGUCACCAUUUCUUUUCAAAACUGAGAUCAAUUUCCAUACUGUUUCCUAGUUAUUUUCUUGUAAGAAUUCCCUCCUGUUGAUAUUGUGUAAGAUUCAAAAAACUCAUUCAACAGUUGUAAAAAUCUUGUUUUGGUCUUGGUGUAUAUUGUUAUUAUUGGUAAUCUUUAAACAGUAUUGGAUGUUUGGAUGGUGAUUUGUUUUGUCUUUGUCCCUUUGUUUUAAGCCAUGAUCAUUUGGUGCCAUGUUAACAAACAGUCUCAAGUUCGAGUUUAGACUCAAGAGGCCAAUCUGCAAAUCAUCAUUUUUUUUUUUGUAAUAUAUUUUCCAGCAGAUCAAUUCUACGAACUUUGCUGAAAUUACUAUUUGAAAUGUCACAUGUUCUAUUAUUUGUAUAUAUGUUUUUGCAUGAAAUAAAGACCUUUUGUAAUUUUGUUAAAAGUGCUUCUCUGAGCCAUAGUCUGGACUCGGAUUGAGACUGUUGUAAUCAUAGGCCUUAGUGAAUUGUAGUAAGUGAGCUUAUACAUGUACAAUAUAAAACAUACUUGUAACACUGUAUUAUGGUAUGAAGAUUUUUUAAUUAUAAAUAAAAUCUUGUUUAAGUAUCCUUGCCCUUCUGUACUGCUUAGCAUAUGGUUGAAUAGCCCUGGUUCUAGUAAUGAUUCUGUUUAAAGAAUGUUUAUUUAAACUAUUUUAUGCGGCUGAAACUCAAAUUACAGUUAAAUGAAAGCUUAUAUUGUUUUAUCAAGCUCUGUAAUAUCAGUGCUCCAGUUAGGCCUAAAUAGCAGGGUGGGGCACACCCCUGCCCUACUCUAGCUCCCUGCAUCCAUUUUACUACACCCUGUUUUGUACUUUUGUUUGACAAAGUCAAUUUUCAGAAAUAUGUAUAAAAAUAAUUGAUAUUCACAAUUUUGACACUAAAGUUAAAAAUAACAGCUAAGGUACCGUUAUAUAUAACAAACUGUUAGUAUUAAAGUAGUUUAAACUCAUACACAAUAUUUUUUAAAGAUUUGAACAUUGGCCAUUGCAAGUAUACAUUUUAAGGUUAAGCUAAAUAUUGCAAUGAAUUCCAUUUUUGUUUUAUUCAUUUCACUGAUGUAGUUCACUUUUUGUUUUGUAGGUAACCGUACGGUUAUGUGUCUUUGUUGAGUUUAUAUUGAAGAGCAUUUAGGUGCAUUGAUCCAUAGCAAUGGCCAGUGAUUACUAUUCCCUUAUUUUACAAGAAAAAUAUGCUGAACAUUCAUUAUAAGAACAUUGGUAAGUGUGGAUAACAUAGAUUAUAUCUUUCAGUUAUAGUAAUUUGGGUAAUCUUAAAAAGAACAUGGUUGUCAGAGAAUGUUCAGCCUAAAACUGACAAAUUGACCCAGCUUAGGUUAUUUGAAACCUUAGCAUUUUUGCCUUAAAUAAGUUAUAAAAACUUUAUAAGUGGUUCAUUGUUAAUAGAAAGCUCAUGAAUGUUGUUGAAUGUUCAGAUGAUUAAUGACUUAAAUUUAAACUUUCCCUUUGAAGAAAGAUAUUGUAGUCCUGUGUAAAAGAUAAAGUUGAAAUAUAAGGUAUCUGCUUGAUUAUGCUAAACCAAAAGAAUUUGGAUUGCUGUAAUCUUCAUAACACCAUGUGUACUGAAAAGUGUUCUUGCAUAAUGUCAUUCUUAGGAAAUGGUUCUUUCUCUUCUGUGUUUUUAGUUGAAUUGAGUAUAUGAAGAUAGAAUGGAAAUAAAAGCAGUUGUUUUCUAUGUACUCUUAAAAUGAUUGCCAAGACAACAAACAUAGCUGUUCAGAAAAAUACGUUUAAAAUUGUAUAUCCAGACAUUUUAUGUUCCAUGUUACCAUAGUUACAUGUCAGGAAAAUUGUUUGUCAUUGUAACAGUUUUGAAAAAAUAAAUUGUUGUCAUGUU
Messenger RNA from Mya arenaria, 2617 nucleotides. RefSeq names its product cAMP-regulated phosphoprotein 19-like. Gene Ontology annotation, cellular component: cytoplasm. The transcript is spliced from 3 exons. NCBI's taxonomy places the organism in Eukaryota, Metazoa, Mollusca, Bivalvia, Myida, Myidae. Gene Ontology annotation, molecular function: protein phosphatase inhibitor activity. Bases 133 to 516 code for a protein of 127 amino acids. The record is from RefSeq and is a predicted model, not a curated record.